Aspergillus bombycis is the source of this 1287-nucleotide messenger RNA. RefSeq lists its product as uncharacterized. The record is from RefSeq and is a predicted model, not a curated record. Bases 1 to 1287 code for a protein of 428 amino acids. The transcript has a single exon. Lineage: Eukaryota; Fungi; Ascomycota; Eurotiomycetes; Eurotiales; Aspergillaceae.
AUGGAUUAUAAGUCGGGCAGAAGACUGUUCACUCACCCUGAUGAAAUCCAGUCGUCCUUGUCGCGUCAGAGAUGGCCUCGGUUUCCUCUGGCUCACUCCCACCCUGUCGUUGAGACUGCUGGUCCAUCUCAGCAAGCAAACUCUUAUCGUUAUGAGUCAGCUCUGGACGACUCUGCUCAGGCGUAUCGCACGACUGCUUUGCGCCACUUGAGUGAAAGUUCCAGGCCCCUCUCUUGGAGUCACCGACAAGUAACUCAAACUAACGGUCGCCAUUCGACUUCACCCUCGCAGCCCGUCCUGGUUCGGGCCUAUUCCGGCGGCCCCGGGGAUAGUACGAAAACGUCAAAGAUGUCCCUACGGCGGUCGUUCCCAUUCGCAGGCCGCGCUGAAACCCCAAGACGAGGGCCAGAGCUUCCUUCAGACGAGGACUUCAGCAUCGAUGGCAUCCUACGGGCUAUUGAACCAAAUAUUCGCCAUACAUUGGAUUCAAUUGGGGAGAUCUGUGGGCGGAGUAAGCUCAGUUUAGCCAACGAAUAUGGUAGCCAUAUAGCACCGCUAGGCGAAAUCCGGGCGCCACCUGGUGGUCUAAUGCCCGUGGAUGAAGCUAGCUCGGAACAUGAAAGACAGGCCACCGACAAUGUGGUUAUUUAUGAUGAUGACCAUAGUGUUAUGGACGGGAGGGACCAUCCAUCAUCCAUGCAAUUUGGGCUCAUGGAGAAUGCCCGGCACAGUACAGGACCUCGUAACGCAGGAUUUCCAUCAAUGCCAUCAUUUUAUGGUGGAGACGGGUCGUCUGUUCAAGUACACCCUGACACUCCACGAUCCAUGGGCUUUAGUACGACCGUGGAUUCAGAAUCCGCGCUGGGGCCACUUCCUACAACACGAGAAAUCGCAUCUAGGCCAAAGUCAUGCGGUCGGGUAUUGCUAGCAACGGAUGCUGAAUCGGGCACUGACGAUCGAAGACGACUUAUUCAAACACCGGCCCUUGUGUCUGAGGUUCUUCUCGAUGCCCAGGCCGAUGGACAUACUUUGGGAUCGGAAUCUCAUGUCAUCCAAAGCCAACCGCUUUUCGGAAACAGCCUGGAUCUUGAUGUAGUGCGAAGACGUUGGAGUUUGCCGGCGGUAGGAAUAUCUUUCUUGACGGAAGUCUUCGGUUGGCUGAAAUAUGCUGUGCGCGAUGGGUCGGAUUUUGGUCAAACCCUGCCAACAGCUGAGAUGAGGCUGCGCGCGAUGCUUGCGCGACAGCAGGACCCGGAAACGUCCGGAGUAUAUGCAAAUGAUGAUUAA